Messenger RNA from Hydra vulgaris (swiftwater hydra), 563 nucleotides. NCBI's taxonomy places the organism in Eukaryota, Metazoa, Cnidaria, Hydrozoa, Anthoathecata, Hydridae. The record is from RefSeq and is a predicted model, not a curated record.
UGUUAUUUGGUUUAAUAACUUGUUUAAAGGAUAUGGAUACGUUGAUUACGGGGGUUGCGAAGGAAAUUAUAACAAAGGAAACGGAUAUGGAAACAACUACUACAGUGAAGAAUCAAAAAAGUAAAUGAAAAAAGAUCCCACUUAUAAUUCAUACAACUAAGGCUAUGGAUACGGAGGUUAUAGUGGAUACGGAGGGUACGGUGGUGGAUUAAACAACAAAGGAAACGGAAAUGGAAACAGCUACUACAGUGACGAAUUAAAAAAGUCUAUGAAAGAAUAUCGUACUUAUAAUUCAUACAACAAAGGCCAUGAAUACGGUGGAUACAAAGGAUACGGUGGUGGAUUAAACAAAAAAGGGUACGGAUACGGAAACAGCUACUACAAUGACAAUUCUAAAAAGUCUAUGAAAGAAGAUCCGACUUAUAACUCAUACAAUAAUGGGUAUGGAUAUGGUGGAUAUGGAGGUUAUGGUGGAUUGUAUAAUAAAGGUUACGGAUACGGAAAGUCUUAUUUCAAGGAUGAAUAAAAAUGUAUUAUUCGAUGAGUUAUUUUAUUAAAUUAUU